AUGAGAGGAAGCAAGCAACUGACGGAAAGUAGCAUCUUCAGGUCUCAGCCCUUGUGUAUCCUCGUGGGCUCAGAACAAAUUCGGUUAUCAAUACAUUCAGCCGUCGUUGAGCGUUUUCCACAGCCUCUAAGGGAGGAUUUAGAUAUUCCUGGAAGAAUACAAGGUGAAGAGCCGAUCGUCGUGAGGAAUAUCGAUCUGGACACUUUUGCACUUUACUGUGACUCUCAGGUGUCACUACGAUUGGAAGAGGCGAACGCCCAAGCCUUCGAUGGACCGUUCGCAGUCGUGGUGCCAAAGCACCCUAGGGAGAGUCGCACACUCUUACCUACACUCUUCAUCCACUCUUGGAUCUACAUUCAUGCGGCUAAAUAUAAAUGGGAAUCCUUGAAGUUACUUUCCUUCCAGAAAUUUCAGAACGCUCUGGAAACGUCCCCUUUGACUGCUGCUCUUAUUGAUGAGUUGGCGCCGAUGUUCUGUUUCAUCUCUGAGCAAGAGUCGGAGGCAGCCCGUAACUUGGCUCGGUACGUAACGGGUUAUGUGACGACGACGAUAGGACCAUUGCAAGAGACCUCCAGCUUCCGGGAUUUCGCCGAGUGGGCACAGUUCAAGGAUUGA
Aspergillus fischeri NRRL 181 is the source of this 615-nucleotide messenger RNA. RefSeq lists its product as uncharacterized. The transcript has 2 exons. NCBI's taxonomy places the organism in Eukaryota, Fungi, Ascomycota, Eurotiomycetes, Eurotiales, Aspergillaceae. The record is from RefSeq and is a predicted model, not a curated record. Bases 1 to 615 code for a protein of 204 amino acids.